Molecule: messenger RNA, 2004 nt
Organism: Chrysemys picta bellii (western painted turtle)
Lineage: Eukaryota; Metazoa; Chordata; Testudines; Emydidae
Source: RefSeq, a predicted model, not a curated record
GGCUCUGGGAGGGAGUUUGGGUGAGGGAGGAGGUCUGGGGUGCAGGCCCUAGGCUGGGGCAGGGGAUUUGCCCCUGGGGCAGGCUCUGGGAGGAAGUUUGAGGAUGGGAGUAUUGAUAUCACUAGGCAUCACUAGGCCAGAUUUAGCUGCUCCCAUUGACCUCCAGCAGGCAGAGUCCCUCCCCCGCUCUCCCCCUCCCCCUGCCUCAGCAUCGCAUUGCCAGCAAGCUGCGGGGGAGGGGCUCUGUGCUCUGCAGCCUGUUUGGUUUCGCUUCAUGUAGAGCCAGCGUCUCGGGGCAUGGUAAGGCAUGGGCUAGAUUUCAGCAGAGACUUAAACCUUCUCCUAAGAGGUGUGUCAGAGCUAGACAUAGUGACAGAUGGUGUCCCCUCUCACCUGCUGGUCCAUGGCACACUGGCCUUCCCCCUGGGUUUAGACGACGCCUAUCAAUGCUUUCUUGCUGCAUCUCACUAUGGCCAGGGCCGUGUGGUGGUGGCAACACAUGAGGAUCUUCUUAGCACCCCGAAGCUCACAGACUUCAUCCUCAAUGCCAUUCACUGGCUGGGUGCUGAGAAGAAAGGGAGAAUUGGCAUCAAUCCCAAUCUGAAGAACCUUCAUGACUUGUUGACUCAAAGGCAGGUGGUGUGCGAGAUCUCAGAGCUUACCGACAAUCUCAACAUCUACUGCUGCCAGUCCUACAGUGACAACGAAGCCGAGAAGAUCCAUGAGUUUGUGGCAGAAGGAGGGGGCCUGCUGAUUGGAGGUCAGGCUUGGUGGUGGGCUUCUCAGAAUAAGAGCCAAAACGUUCUGGCUGAAUAUCCUGGCAACAAAAUCCUCAAUGGAUUCGGGAUCAGCAUCCUGGGGGAAACCAUGGAGGUAGGCAAGUACCCAGUGUUACGACCCGAAGAGCAGCAGGGACAUUACCACUUCCGCAGGGCACUCGCUCAGUUCCAGCAGCACCUAGACAAGAAGGAGGAACUCCAGCCCCCAGUGACAGGCUGGCUUCAGAAACUCAGCCAGGACUGCGCCAAAGUCCUUCAGAUCCCAGUCAAAAAUGGCCACGUCUACACCUCAUUGUACCACAUCCUGUACGAGAUGGUGCAGAGCAAUGGGAUCUCACCGGUGAGCAAGGAACACCCAGUCAAGAGGCACUCCAAGGAGGUCGUGCUGCUUCACGUGGCUACAGCAUUAUGCCAAACCAGCAUUAUAUCCGACACUGCGAGGCUAGCGCUCUGUGAACUCCCCACAGUCUCUAGCACCACUGUGGAAAUCAACUGCACAAACACAGGUGAUGCAGCAUGGAGGAGCACAGGACUUUACCUUCCACCUGGGAACACAGUGACCUUUGUAUUUCCUAGUGCUGUUACUGGAGUUGGCCUGCAGGUGCAGAUUGGGUGUCACUCAGAUGACCUCAACGGAGCAGAGGAGCUGAAACGCCCCCCUGUGGUGAUACGCAGAUGUGAUGUCAAAGAUCAGGAGAUGUCAGUCUCCUCUCUCUGGGGGGGCCUCAUUUACAUCAUAGUGCCAAAGGGAAGCCAGCUGGGGGGAGUGUCUAUCACUGUAAAAGGGGCUGUGCAGGCUCCUUUCUUCAGGCUUGGAAAGACAUCUAAGAGCCAGUGGCUGACCUGCAUCCGUCACUAUCCAGCUCCGUGGGCAGAACUAGCUACCCAGAACAUCAUCUUAACGGUGCCUGCUGACAGCAUCCGUCCCACAGACGAUCCAGAGCCUUUGCUGACUCUCUGGGAGCGGAUUAUGGCAGCUGUAGCUGAGCUGGCAGCUACACCAGCCACGUUCCCUCGGCCAGAAAGGAUUGUAGCAGAUGUUCAGAUCUCAGCCGGUGAGUACGGUGUAUUGUCAUAAAAGGCAAAAGAGCGACGCCCUGGGGUAAAGGAUUGACUUGGAGGCUGGGAGCCAGGAACUUUUUAAUUGCAAUGCUGGUUCUUCCGCUGACUCUCACUAUGACACCUUGGAGAGUCACUAACCUCUGUUGAGCUUUUCACCAAGACA